Messenger RNA from Penicillium salamii, 216 nucleotides. The record is from the annotation of a GenBank genome assembly. NCBI's taxonomy places the organism in Eukaryota, Fungi, Ascomycota, Eurotiomycetes, Eurotiales, Aspergillaceae.
AUGUCCUCACUGAUCGAAAUGGCUCGAUCGCUGCGUGGGCAGAAUAUCACCCUUGGGCUGAGUGUCUUCCUUUUCGUGUUUAUGUUUCUACCUACCUUUGUCAUCCUGCUGGCUGUGGUCGUAUUCUUCGGGCUGGUCUACCCCCGACUACGUAAGUCAUAUGCCCUUGACCGCGAACAAGGAACCGAUACCCAUCGGUCAGAUCUGAAGGAGUGA